GGACAAUCCAUAAUAACAGAUGAUAAAGUGUUAAUCAUAUUUUUCAUACUUUUUGUUGUCUCUAUGUCAACAAAAAGUAUGAAAAAUAUGAUUAACAAUCUACUAUAGGAUACUCUUCAUGUGUGUGGAGUAUUCCUAAAAAAUGAUUUGGUUCUCCACACUUUAUAUGUCCAAAAAGGUUUUAAUUGUUGCUUCAGACCGUUUUCGACUAUGCUACAUCUAACUAGAUUAUUCAAAGCGAAAAAAAUUUUUUUUUCCACAAAAGUGGUAGAAAUCCUACGGAUUCACCCUAAACUGAUUCAGAAUAUGAUCAUAAUCAAUUCUUUGCUAAAAUCAUUUUGAUCUACUCAGAUUAUAGAGCAUGUUGAGAUGUCUAUAGAACAAUAAUCUUUUCUGUUUUUCCAAAAAUGAUUAUUAAGUAAAAUAAUAUCAUAUUUAUGUCUCUUCGUAGUUAAAAACAAACGAUGUGUCUUUGACCUGUGUUCGUCGAUAUUCGACAGUUGAAACAACACGAUUAUAUGAUCGAAUUUUUUCUUAUGUAUACAAUCUACGAUCUUUCUAUCACCAUUGAAAAGAUAGUGCUCUGUUCUACUGAGUUUUUCUACGCUUUCUUAUAGAACUUUUCAAUGAGAAAAACAUUCAAAAAUGUCUUUUGUAUCUGCAAAAUCUUUUAGAUUUCAAAUCUAUUCCGAAAUUAAAAAAUUCUUUCGUGUAACUUGAGUCAGAUACUGAUUUGUAUCUGUUGUAUGAAUAAAAAUGACUGUAUAUUUUCUGCAAAAAGGAAUAAUUUGAAACAAAAAAAUAUUUCUUCGUCCGCGUGUUUUAAUAUAACAUCAUAAGGCGUAAAAACAGUCGUUUACAGUAGAAUACGAAGCAUGAACAUCUGUUUAUGAUAACAUUUUGAUAAUUUACGAUGAUCUCCAAUGAUUGAUCUAUAGAUCCACAGAUAUUUUUAGCUAUAUCUUUCUAGAUAGAUCGAAUAACGUUUAUGCCAAGAACAAAGAAAUCAGAUUGAAUAAAUUUCUCUAUAUAAUAUUGUAAAUACCUUAACCCUUUCUACUAAAAGUUAUUCCCUACCUGAAAAUAAUAAUCCUUCAAAGAACUUUUAGAAUAAUCUCUAUCGCUUCAUUCUCAAAGGAAUACAAGCUUUAUGUUCUUAUAAGGCAUAUGCGAUAGGAUACAUUUCGACUCGAUUACUUUUUAAUUACAAUUAGUCAAUAGUCUUGAAACGAACCAUUUUUUCGUGGUUCGAACGUUAUUUCGUUUACAAAGAUUUUUUUGUUCAUAGACUUUGGUAAUUGUCCGUGCACUUGGUAUUAAAUAAUUGGUGCUAUUUUGAGCUUGAUUAGCCUAGAUUCUUGUCCCGUAGGAUCGUCUUUUUUUCAGAAAAUGGUAUACUUUCUAUGCAUUCACUCCUUAAUUAAAGUAGAAGAAUUAGAUAAAGCGUUAUUUACAGCUCUUGCUCUCAACAACGGUUUAUUUUCGACACAGUUUUUCUGUCAAUCAUUGCAUCACAUUAAUUAGUGCAGUUUGUGCACUGCAGAACAUUGCAUGUGGACGAGAGACACGACAGGUUUAAUUAAUUGCUAUGAUUUAUCAUAUUAAUCAGGCCUGAAACUUACAUACUUUUUCUAUCGUAAAACACAGUCGACGUUACUGACUGUUUACGAAGAAAUACGAUAGUAAACGAUGAUCAUUUGAAUAAUAUUUUACAGUUGAUGUAUGCCGUAUCUUAUAAGGGCGGCAGAGCCCAUUAUGUUUGGGUAGGGUGUGGAUGUGGGUAUUGUGUAAGUGAAUAUAUCCAUACCCACACCGAUAGUACGCUUUCACGAUUGCACCCUUGCGUCCUUUCAAACGUAAAGAUUCAAUAUGUCAGUAGUAAAAAUGAAGGACAGCCUGAAUUCGGCUUCGACGUUCGUUAGAAAUCGGACAUUUCAAAUAAAUGUUUUUUUUGAAAAUUUCAUAAAAAUAUUUAUUUCUCAAAAUGUUAAAUGAAUUACUAUUUCGAUUCUGUUUUCGUAUUCAAUGGGUGCUAUUUAUUUACUUGUAUUCGAUUUAACGUUUGGUUCAUUCAAAGAAGCAUUUUGGCUUUGAUGGACAGUAUGUUAAAUUUCUCAAGAAAAAACCUAAUUUGAAUUUCUUUAUUUUGUAGUUUCCGAUAAUAUCUUAUGUUUUUACAAUGAUUUAUUUAUUUGCUGAUUAUCUAGGUUGUAAGUUUUGUUAUUGAACGUGAGUUCGAAGUUUGUUUUAAAUGAUCAAAGAAACGAGAAGAAAGAGUGACAACAUUGACCACAUAACAAUUAACUCCUCGAAUUAUGUAUAUACAAUAUAUAUUUAUAUGUAUAGCGAAGAAUAUAUCACGCAUUAUAAAAUACGCAAUAGAAAAGACUACUAUGUAGUAGUAAUAGAGAAAACAUCAAGGUCAAUAUCAAUGUUUCUUUGAUCUUAAGAAAACAGAAACGAAUAUUGAGUAGUUAGAUGAAAGGAAACGAAAGAACGAAAGUAAACACACAUAAUAGAAAAGAGAACAAAGCACAAACAAAUACAUAUUGUUCUUAAGGAAUAAUAAAUCUUUAACAUGGGUGUCAAUUGUGUGCUUAAUCUAGUCUGACGUUCUGGUGCAUUGACAGCUGUAACCGGUGUGUUCGCUCCAAAAAGAAUAAACAUUAUUUUUCUAAAAAUGUAGUUUGUUUACUUUUAGUUACAACAUUUUGCAAGACGAUUACAAUAAUUCUAUCCUUUAUUGCUUUUACUAAACCAUUUACUUUCCAAUAUUUAUGGUCUGGUGUUAUUGUUGUAUUUGGUAUUUAUUUAAAUGCUCAUGGUCAAAAUAAAAAAUCAAUUGAAACUUAUACACGUUUUAUUGAUAAUCAUUCAUUAAUGCAAUUUCGAAGACAGAGUAGCAAUUAUUGA
This is a messenger RNA of Rotaria sp. Silwood2, 2913 nucleotides long. The record is from the annotation of a GenBank genome assembly. NCBI's taxonomy places the organism in Eukaryota, Metazoa, Rotifera, Eurotatoria, Philodinida, Philodinidae.